AUGGCUGUCACUAACUCUGCCAGUGCAGCAUCCGCUGCCAAUUCCAACUCGUCUGCCUCCAAAAGCACCGAGCUCGCUCAAUUGACCGGUGUCGAAGCUGCCAAGCGCGCCGCUGCUUACGCUGCCGUUGACAACCACGUCAAGCCCAACCACGAGAUUAUCGGCAUUGGUUCCGGCUCGACGGUACCCUACGUCGUCGAGCGUAUCGCACAACAAGGCGCAACCGUCAAUGCCAAGCGUUGGUUCAUCCCCACUGGUUUCCAGUCGCGCGAGCUCAUCAUCACCGCCGGCCUUCGCCUCGGAGACGUCGACAGCUUCCCCAGCAUUGACGUCACCAUCGACGGCGCUGACGAGGUCGACAAUGCCCUCAACUGCAUCAAGGGCGGCGGUGCCUGCCACUUGCGUGAAAAAGUGCUUGCAGAAGCCGCCAACGAAUUUGUCGUCGUCGCCGAUUAUCGUAAGAACGGCUCCCAGCUCGGUACCAAGUGGCUGCAAGGUGUUCCCAUCGAAGUCGCGCCCUUUGCCUACGCCAAGGUAUUGCAGAACCUCAACAAGAUGGGUGCCGAGAAGCCUGUGCUGCGCAUGGGCAAGGCCAAAGCUGGGCCCGUCGUGACCGACAAUUCCAACUUUUGCAUCGACGCUCCUUUCCCCGAGGCACAGAUGAAGGACCCUUCGGAUUUGCUCAAGCGCAUCAAGCUACUUACCGGUGUUCUUGAGGUUGGGCUCUUCUGCAACAUCACGAAGUCGGCCUACUUUGGCAACGAUGAUGGCACCAUCACAAUCAAGACUGCCGACGGAAAGGUUCAGGAGGGCGUCCACUUUGAUGUCACCAAGCCUCCUGCAACGGCAUGA
Messenger RNA from Sporisorium graminicola, 852 nucleotides. RefSeq lists its product as uncharacterized. Gene Ontology annotation, biological process: D-ribose metabolic process; pentose-phosphate shunt, non-oxidative branch. The transcript has 2 exons. Lineage: Eukaryota; Fungi; Basidiomycota; Ustilaginomycetes; Ustilaginales; Ustilaginaceae. Gene Ontology annotation, cellular component: intracellular membrane-bounded organelle. The record is from RefSeq and is a predicted model, not a curated record. Gene Ontology annotation, molecular function: ribose-5-phosphate isomerase activity. Bases 1 to 852 code for a protein of 283 amino acids.